AUGGCUUCCACCAAAUUGUCACCAAACCCGGUUGAAUAUGAAAUCACCGGCGGCUACUGGAACAGCGAAUAUCAAGUCAAACUGAAUGGCACCACCGUCUACCAUGUGGAAAACAAAAGUCCCACGCCAGACAAACCAAAAAUCAUCUUCUUCGCCGGAAAUAGCACAGAUGGCCCGAUCGUGGGAUCUAGCGCGUCCAUCGGCUUUUCAUCCGAUAUCCAAAUCACACUGGGAGAUCCCGGCCUUCCCAAAACAGUGACCACGACCAAGCUCAGCAAGAAAGGUUUCAUGUCAUCGCGCUAUGUCUUUGAGUUGGAAGUUGAUCGUCAGAUGCGGACCUUCUCAUGGAAGGACACCGGCCUCAACGAGAGUUAUGGGCCAACUGGAAGCCAUAAGCUUGUCAACGAAGCAGACGAGAUUAUGGCGGUAUUUUCGCCUGGCGGGGGUCGUGUGAAGCAGGAUGGUGCCUUGUAUCUCCAUGUUGAUUUGGGAGAGUCCUUUGUUUUGAUGACGCUUGUCACUGCACUUGUUCUGCGGGAGAAAGUAAGGCGGUCGGGUCAAGGCCGAGGUGAUACCACAGUUAUACCAUCAACCUACUGA
This is a messenger RNA of Penicillium daleae, 600 nucleotides long. RefSeq lists its product as uncharacterized. The coding region runs from base 1 to 600 and encodes 199 amino acids. The record is from RefSeq and is a predicted model, not a curated record. Lineage: Eukaryota; Fungi; Ascomycota; Eurotiomycetes; Eurotiales; Aspergillaceae. The transcript has a single exon.